AUGGAAGCAGAAAGAAUGAUGGCACUCUACCACAAGACUAUUGCCCAAGCAUAUAACAUGACCGUUAACGCUCAAGCCUUCAAGCAAGGAGAUCUCGUGCUAAAAGUCGUUGAACAUGUAAGAAGGCAAGUGUCGGGACCUUCCAAGUUUGCCCCACAAUGGGAGGGUCCAUUCGCAGUCAAGGAGGUACACAUCAGCGGUUAUUAUCGCUUGAUCUCUGUCAAAGAAGGCAUGCUAACUGAUCCCAUCAAUGGAAAAUGGCUCAAGCCCUACUACUGCUAA
Molecule: messenger RNA, 282 nt
Organism: Prunus armeniaca (apricot)
Lineage: Eukaryota; Viridiplantae; Streptophyta; Magnoliopsida; Rosales; Rosaceae
Source: the annotation of a GenBank genome assembly